Molecule: messenger RNA, 2367 nt
Organism: Elephantulus edwardii (Cape elephant shrew)
Lineage: Eukaryota; Metazoa; Chordata; Mammalia; Macroscelidea; Macroscelididae
Gene: ERMP1
Product: endoplasmic reticulum metallopeptidase 1
Exons: 14
Coding region: 325-2367 (680 amino acids)
Biological process (GO): proteolysis
Molecular function (GO): metalloexopeptidase activity
Source: RefSeq, a predicted model, not a curated record
GAACAUAUAACAUCCAUCGGCCCCAGGACAACAGGGAGUGUGGAGAAUGAGGUUCUGACGGUUCACUAUCUUCUGGAGCAGAUUAAGCUGAUUGAAGAGCAGAGCAGCGGCGUUCACCAGAUCGCGGUGGACGUCCAGCGGCCCACGGGCUCCUUCAGCAUCGACUUCCUGGGAGGUUUCACCAGCUAUUACGACAACAUCACCAACAUCGUGGUGAAGCUGGAGCCCAGGGCGGGAGCGCAGCACGCUGUCCUAGCAAACUGCCACUUUGACUCAGUGCCCAACUCACCUGGUGCCAGUGACGAUGCGGUCAGCUGCUCGGUGAUGCUGGAGGUCCUCCACGUCUUGUCCACCUCGCCUGAAGCCCUCCACCACGCUGUCAUAUUUCUCUUCAACGGUGCUGAGGAAAACGUCUUACAAGCCAGCCAUGGGUUCAUUACUCAGCACCCCUGGGCCAGCUUGGUUCGUGCAUUUAUUAACCUGGAGGCGGCGGGUGUAGGAGGGAAAGAACUUGUCUUCCAAACAGGCCCUGAAAACCCGUGGCUGGUGCAAGCGUAUGGCUCUGCAGCCAAGCACCCCUUUGCGUCCGUGGUGGCCCAGGAGGUUUUCCAGAGUGGAAUCAUUCCUUCCGAUACAGACUUCCGCAUCUUCAGGGACUUUGGGAACAUUCCAGGAAUAGACUUAGCUUUCAUCGAGAAUGGAUACCUUUACCACACCAAGUACGACACAGCAGACAGAAUCCUGACCGAUUCCAUUCAGCGAGCAGGUGAUAACAUUUUAGCAGUUCUUAAGUAUCUAGCGACGUCUGAUAUGCUGGCUUCCUCCUCUGAGUAUCAGCAUGGAAAGAUGGUCUUCUUUGACGUGUUUGGCCUUUUUGUCAUCGCCUACCCUGCCCGGGUUGGCUCGGUAGUGAACUACAUGGUGGUCCUGGCCGCUGUGGUCUACCUGGGCCGAAAACUCCUGCAGCCCAGACGGAAAACUGCUCACUACACGAAGGACUUCCUGUGCGGGCUCGGCGUCACCCUCGUCAGCUGGUUCACCAGCCUGCUCACUGUGCUCAUCAUCGCCGUCUUCAUCUCGCUCAUCGGACAGUCUCUGUCGUGGUACACCCACUUCUAUGUUUCCGUCUGUCUGUAUGGAGCGGCAGCUGUGGCCAAAAUAGUGUUCAUACACAGCCUCGCAAAAAGAUUCUAUUACGUGAAUGCCAGUGACCAGUACCUGGGAGAACUGUUCUUUGACAUCUCCCUGUUUCUGCAUUGCAUCUCUCUGAUAUCACUCACCUUCCAGGGUCUGUGCCUGGCCUUCGUCAGCGCCAUGUGGGUGGCGUUUCCACUGCUCACCAGACUCUGUUUGCACAAGGAUUUCAAGGAGCAUGGUGCUGGAGGGAAAUUCCUGGUGUGCUACCUUCUGGGGCUGUCCGCCCCUUACCUGUACGUCCUGUACCUCAUCUGGGCUGUGUUCGAGAUGUUCACCCCCAUCCUCGGGAGGAGCGGCUCGCAGAUCCCGCCUGACGUCGUGCUGGCUUCCCUCCUGGCUGUGUGUGCAGUGAUCCUCUCCUCCUAUUUUAUUAACUUCAUCUACCUUGUCAAAAGCACAAAAAGAACCACUGUCGCCCUGACUUUGGUCUGCGCCGUCACCUUUCUCCUCGUCUGCACCGGGACGUUUUUCCCCUAUAGCUCUGACCCUGCUAGUCCGAAGCCCAAAAGGGUCUUCCUGCAGCAUAUGACGAGAACAUUCCAUGACUUGGAUGGAAAAGUGGUCAAGCGGGACUCCGGAAUAUGGAUCAAUGGGUUUGAUUACACUGGAAUGUCCCACGUCACACCUCACAUUCCCGAGAUCAACGAUACCAUCCGAGCUCACUGUGAGGAGACAGCACCCCUCUGUGGCUUCCCGUGGUACCUCCCAGUGCACUUUCUGAUCAAGAAAAACUGGUAUCUUCCUGCUCCAGAAGUUUCUCCAGGAGACCGUGCUCAUUUCCAGCUUGUAUCCAAAGAGCAGACACCCUGGAACUCUGUCAGGCUGACCUUUGAAGUAACAGGACCGAGCCAUGUUUCCUUCUACGUCCGGACUCACAAGGGCUCGACGCUCAGCCAGUGGUCCCUCGGCAACGGCACCCCGGUCACCAGCAAAGGCGGGGACUACUUCGUGUUUUACUCUCACGGCCUGCAGGCCUCGGCGUGGCGGUUCUGGAUUGAAGUACAGGUCUCGGAAGAGCAGCCGGCCGGGAUGGUCACGGUGGCCCUGGCCGCCCACCAUUUCUCGGGCAAGGACAAGCGCUCCCCCGAGCUGGACGCGCUGAAGGAGAGGUUCCCUGCCUGGACCUUCCCGUCGUCCUGGGUGUGCACCUACGACCUCUUUGUGUUCUAG